Molecule: messenger RNA, 776 nt
Organism: Hibiscus syriacus
Lineage: Eukaryota; Viridiplantae; Streptophyta; Magnoliopsida; Malvales; Malvaceae
Exons: 4
Coding region: 203-616 (137 amino acids)
Source: RefSeq, a predicted model, not a curated record
CGUUUUCCAUCGUUCUGCAACUCCCUUGCUCCACACCGAAAACAAUUCGUUCUCUCGUCCCUUGCUCCACACCGAAAAAUUGACCGAUCCAAAGACUGGAUCCACUCAGAAAUCUUUGUCCCAGGUAUCCAUCAUUCAACCGGUAUCCGACUGCGGGCUCGCCAUUCUUUCGAUCUUAUCGCACUUCUAUUUACAAGAAGUCAUGAAUGUUAUUGACUGGUUGGGGAUUACAUUAGCUGGCAUUGGCACCAUAGGAGUUGGCGCCGGUGGAGAGGAGCAAGAGGCUUCUUCAGUAUCUAUUUUGCAGUUACCACGGUUGGCAUUCUCUGUUGUGAUCUUGUUUACCAAAAAAGGAGAGAACAUUUAUUUGGGAUCGCAUGGUGCACCACCAUCACAAUCAUGGCAGAAGGAGCUAAACAUGUCCAGUCGUAAGCAACGGUUUAAACAAAAACUAAAAGAAGCUGAUAGAAGGAUCGGCGGGGCAGGGCGAGAGAACAAGGUGGAAAAUUUGAAAGAGCUUGUAGGUGGUGGGAAAGCAAGCCCCAAUAUGUCAAAGGGUUCCCCCAGGGAUUGGCUAGACCCACAUUGCGAUGAGUCGCAAUUUGAGAAGUCAUAACCCCAUUGAAUCAAAGCUUUUUGUGGCUUAAGAUACUUAAACGGUGCAAAGUUUAACAUACCGGCACCAUUUAUGAUAAGUCUUUGUCUUAUUAUAUGCAAGCGAAUUACUGAGCUUAUGUAGUUUGACAAUAAUCCGUCAACCAAUCCAUUUGAUUUUA